AUGGCUGCCUCUGACUCAUCUGGCGCGGAUGGACGCGCGCCCAUGCAGGAUUGGAAGAGUUUCCCGGAGUUCCUCCGUGAGGGACAUUGGAACGUGCUUCAAUCGGCGGAAGAGCGCCAACUGAAGAAGAUUGAGGUGUUGUCGCGCCAUCUCGUGGACAUGGGUUUGCGCCAUCCUUCAGAAAGAACUAUGACGACUCUUGCGUCGGUGGUGAGUCAUUGUUCUGGACAGCACAAUGACGAAGACUCUGCUCGGCUGCAGGCAUUAUUGCAGACAGUGAAGUCUGUGCUGAAGGCACACACUGUACGAGCGAGGCAGGUUGCGGCGCCUGUGUUCACAGCUUACUUGCAGACGUUGCCUGCUAGUGUAGCUGAACUUCCGGAGGCCAUGAGAGAGCAUUUUUUUCCUGGCGGUGCAUUUCAGCCGCCAGUUGACUUGCCGCCGAUCUACGCAUCCGCUGCACUGUGGCCGUGUCGCAGUACGAACCGGCAAGUGUCACUGGCGCGCCAGCUUACUGCUGGAGGAAACAUGCUGAUGAAUGGCUCAGGUUCUUUGGCGGCUGUCGCGCAACAAGCGGCGCUGCAGACUGCUGCCGCCUUUGCGUCAAUGAGUCGCAGCUCUAGUGGAGGGUUUGAAGUGCCGGGUCUUGAGAUUUUGCCAGCCGGGCAAAGGGCGAUGGCGCAUGCUCAAGCGCAAAUGACAAGUCGCCAAACGCCUUUGGCUGCCUUGAUGAACAGAGCAGAGUCGCAUGGAGUUCCAAGUGCUCCUGCCGUGAUGGACAGAGCACAGUUGCAAGGAGCCCCAAGCGUUCCUGUGUCGAUGGACACAGAGCCGUCGCAAGGAGUGCCAAAGGCAUCCGAAAGCGGUCCUGCCACUGGUCCUGCGGUUGCUCGACCAGCAACUGCGUUGCCAGCUUGCGUUGCACCAGCAUCAGUAGGCGAUCCGGCUUUGCAGAGUCAGACUGAGAUUUCUGCACCUGUUGCUGACCAAGCGCAGGAGGAACUGGACCGCUGUGUGAUGGCUCUUUCUCAGGAGCAUUAUGGUUCGACGCUUCCGGACUUGCCGGACGCUGAUGCGCCAGAAGCAGGCAAAUCCAGUGGACAGGGGGCUAAGAGAGGCCGUCCCGCGGGAAAGGCCGCUGCGAAGAGACCAGCUGCCUGUCCGAAGACUUUGGCAAAGAAGCCGGGCUGCAACAUCAAGACUGUGCUCAAAAAACCUGCGGGCAACACUCAGAGCGCGUUGAAAAAGCCUGCGGGCAAUUUCCGGGACGCGCUUACGAAGCCGGCUGGCGGAAGAGAUUUGAAGUCAGUGACUCGGCAGCAGGCGUUGCGGCAGCGUCCUGAGGGAGAUAGAGUCAAGGUUGACUUGCCUGGCUCUGAGAAGUUGGUGAUGCCGACGCUGACGUCCCUGUGGUCACGCCGUGAGGAUGAAAAAAAACGUGCGGCGGAAGUUCUUACCGUUGAAGACAGCCCAAGCCAAAAACGCACAUGUCCAGAUGACCGAGGUGUGGGCUACAAAGGUCGACAAGCGUUGGCAAACAGCGUUUGUGACAUUGUGGAGAAGCUGCGGGGUGUGCCAGGUGAGGCUCUGCCUGACCAUCGCAGAACUUCGUUUCUGCGACUCUUGGAUGCUGCUGUGCUGGAUGUCAUCGACGAUGAACUUCCGUCGAAAGAUCUUGCUAUCAUCCGACGAGUGGUCAGAGAUGCUUCGACUGCUUUAGAACUGCAGGGCGUUGCUGCGAUGACGAGUCGGCCUGCGGGCCGCUCCGGAGUGGCUGCCAACUGCUUCGCAGUAGCUGGCCUGCGGGAGACAGCAGAUCGUGGCCGGUCUUCGUCGUCGCACACUGACCACCGGCCUAAGGGCCCAGAAAGAAAGCCAGAAGCUGAGUCCGCGGACAAGGACGAGCAGCAGGAGGGUCGCAAAAGGGACCGCGACGAAGAAGAGCCUGGACGGAAUAGAGGUCGGACCCCAUGCGCUGGCGCUGCUCGUAAGUGGAGGAUAUAUGAUGACUCCACGCAGUGUUCCAACUGUAAGCGGUGGAUCAACAGCAGUCAUGCCGCGUGGGACCAGCACAGAAAUGGGAAGUUUUGUCGGAGCUACACCUACUACAAUCGUGGCUACGAUUGGAAGACUGCCCAGGAAAAGGCGGACUACGCCAUCCGGCGGGAGCAGGAGAACUACGAGUAUCUGACCCGCGGGUCAGAGACACCUCGGCAGGCGCCAGUCCUGCGUGAGAAGGUCUCUGCGCCGGAACCUGCGGGUUCUGUGCCUGAGCCCGAGGGUUCGCCGCCGCGUGAUCGUGAUGAAAGAGACCAGCGGCGAGAGCGACGCCACAGGUCUCGUUCUCGCAGCCGGCGAAGACAUCGCCGCAGCCAUCGCAGCCGGCGAGCAGACUCGGAGCGCCAGAGGGAGCUUGAGUCUCGGCUGGAUAAAGCCUUGGAGAAGUAUCCAUCGCGUGCGCGCGAUGGACGUGGCGCAGGGGAUCGUCGGCCCGAACCUCGCCGCUCUGAGGAAGGGCAGGCCAAACCGCUUGCCCCCCAAGUUGUGAAGGAGGAAGAGGAGAGCGAGAAGUCCUCUACUCAGGAGGAGGAAAGCGAGGAAGAAGAAUCUUCUCGCUGUGGGACUGACCCGGGCAAGCCUGCUGCCCAAACGGCUACCUCUGGCAGGGCUGCUGCCUCUGGCAAGCACAAGCCUGCUGCCUCUGUCAAGCCUGCUUCCUCUGGCAGGGCUCCCAAGGCCAAGGCAGGAGCAGGGGCGGUGAAGCAAGUGCAGCCUGUGCAGUCUGCUGCGCCUGCUCCCUCCCAAGCUGCUGACGUUGACGAGCAGCGCCAGAGGUUCGUCAGUGGUUUGCUCGCCACGGCGAUCCGUGAGGGACUGCGGUCUGGCCAGUAA
This is a messenger RNA of Cladocopium goreaui, 2892 nucleotides long. NCBI's taxonomy places the organism in Eukaryota, Dinophyceae, Suessiales, Symbiodiniaceae. The record is from the annotation of a GenBank genome assembly.